Molecule: messenger RNA, 669 nt
Organism: Parnassius apollo (apollo)
Lineage: Eukaryota; Metazoa; Arthropoda; Insecta; Lepidoptera; Papilionidae
Source: the annotation of a GenBank genome assembly
AUGUCUAAUCCAAUUCCGCCUAAGCCACCGGAUCCGAAUUAUUCUGACACUAACAUUAUUUCCUCACCCGCUGCGUAUGUUGAAAUUGAAAAUGAUUUAGAAGGUUCAUUUAAAAGACCACGGCAGUCAUUAUCGCAAGAAAUUUUUGAUGACAACUUCAAAAUUAUUUCAAACAAAAAGAAAAGAAAACAUAAAACAAAGGAAAGGAAGAAAGAAGAGCAUGCUAAUCGGGUUGACAUAAAUAGAAGAAUUUCAGCUUUUUCCACCAAUUCCUCAUUCUCAGAAUCGGACUGCGAUACUGGUAAUACUUCAUCAUCUAAAAUUAAAAUUGUAGGCUCUAACUCUAUCAAAAGCAAUAUGUCAGGACAACGUGCUUAUGAUUCUCCCAAGUCUUUAUCAUCUAAUAUUGCUUGUGCACAAUCAUCUGAAAUCCCUCUUUCACAAUCAUCUGGCAUUGCUCUAUCACAAACAUUAAAUUCUGCCAAUUGUUAUAUCUCCUCUAAAUCUCUUAACACGCAUAUUGAUAGCGAUAAUAAAAAAAUAGAGUCACAAUCUCUUCGUUCUUAUAAUUCUACAGAUUCAGGUCCUUUUAUCGUUCAUGUUCAAGUAAAAGAAGAUUCUCCUAAUUCUGGUAAAACUUUAAAUGCCAUUUCAUUUGUCACUUUUUGA